This is a messenger RNA of Cuscuta epithymum, 408 nucleotides long. Lineage: Eukaryota; Viridiplantae; Streptophyta; Magnoliopsida; Solanales; Convolvulaceae. The record is from the annotation of a GenBank genome assembly.
AUACCCUGAAGAGGUUGGAAAUUUGGUAGGGUCUUUGUUAUUGUUUAGGGUGCAAUCAAAACGAGAUGGAAAUGUUUUCAAGGGAAAGAAAUCAUUCAGUGUGAUUGACUUUAAUGAUGAUCAGGAUGUUGUGUCUCUUUACACUUCAAAGGAUGGUUCAAAUGAGGUAUUGGAUGAAUUUGCUGAGCUUCGAAGGCAAAUUUAUGACAGUGAGACGAUUGGCUCAUCGGAACAAGAAGUUGACAGUCCAGUGCCGAGUUCAAGUAAAAAGGAAGUGAUUGUUGUUGAAGGAGAUAGCGUCAGAAGGUGUUUAAUGGGAGAUCUAUCAGUUUCUGGCCCUUCAAAGAAGUUUAAAGCUGUUAUUAAGACAGAGAAGGACUAAAUAUCUUUGUGGUUACUUGGGCAACA